Molecule: messenger RNA, 321 nt
Organism: Macadamia integrifolia
Lineage: Eukaryota; Viridiplantae; Streptophyta; Magnoliopsida; Proteales; Proteaceae
Exons: 1
Coding region: 1-321 (106 amino acids)
Source: RefSeq, a predicted model, not a curated record
AUGACCAUACAAGAAGCCUCAGAAGCACUUCUAUGUAAGGUGUUCCCAACAUCCUUAGAAGGCCCGGCUACAACUUGGUUCUCGUGCCUGGAACCAGGGUCUGUGCAUGACUUUAAACAACUCAACAAGAAAUUCAUAGAUUACUUUGAAGGGAGCAAGGGACAUCAAAAGACAUCAUCGGAUCUUAUGGACGUAAAGCAGCAACCCGGUGAGUCUCUCCGACAGUUCAUACGUCGUUUCAAUCUGGAAAAACUAGAGAUAAGAGACUUCGAUCCUACCGUGGAGUUCAUGGCCUUAAAAAGCGGGGUUCAGGAGGAGUGA